Messenger RNA from Ilex paraguariensis (yerba mate), 1485 nucleotides. The record is from the annotation of a GenBank genome assembly. NCBI's taxonomy places the organism in Eukaryota, Viridiplantae, Streptophyta, Magnoliopsida, Aquifoliales, Aquifoliaceae.
AUGGUUCAAGCACUCGAGGAAGAACAAAAAAUCUACAGAUCUCGACUGUUUCAUUUUAAAGGAAUAUAUGAAAAUGAAGCAAGGCAAUCACAAACUUCAAUCCGCGAGGGUGAUAACGAUAUGGAUCUGAUGAAAGAAAAGUUUGCAAAGUUGCUUCUUGGUGAGGACAUGUCUGGAGGAGGAAAAGGUGUUUCAUCAGCUUUGGCCUUAUCAAAUGCCAUUACAAAUCUAGCAGCUUCUGUAUUUGGCGAACAACGGCAACUAGAGCCCAUGCCAGCAGAUAGGAAAGCAAGGUGGAGAAAAGAAAUCAAUUGGCUUAUAUCAGUCACAGAUCACAUCGUUGAAUUUGUUCCUUCUAAGCAAAUAUCCAAAGAUGGAAUAAAUAUGGAGGUAAUGGUAACAAGGCAGCGAACUGAUCUUCAUAUGAACAUCCCUGCCCUACGCAAGCUUGAUGCAAUGCUUAUUGAGUGCCUAGACAACUUUAAAGAACAAGACGAAUUCUGUUACAUGUCUAGAGAUGCUGAUGAAUCACAAAAAGAAAAGAACAAAAGGAAAGAUGACAAAUGGUGGCUACCCUCUCCUGAAGUUCCUUCAAACGGUUUAUCUGAUGUUAUGAGGAAAUGGCUGCAGUUUCAGAAGGAUUCAGUAAACCAAGUCCUUAAAGCAGCAAUGGCUAUAAAUGCUCAAGUCCUCUCCGAAAUGAGGAUCCCUGAAAACUACAUCGAGUCUCUUCCCAAGAAUGGAAGGGAGAGCCUUGGUGACUCAAUCUACAAAAGUAUCACAGUUGAAUACUUUGAUCCAGACCAUUUUCUUUCAACAAUGGACUUAUCAUCAGAGCACAAAAUCCUUGACCUCAAGAAUAAAAUUGAAGCAUCCAUAAUGAUCUGGAGGAGGAAGAUGAGUGCUAAAGAUGGAAAAUCUGCUUGGGGUGUGAGUAUAGAGAAGAGAGGACUCUUUGAAGAGAGAGCAGAGACCAUCCUAUACAUUCUUAAGCAGCAAUUCCCAGGAAUUCCACAAUCUACAUUAGACAUUAGCAAAAUCCAAUACAACCAAGAUGUUGGACAGGCUGUUCUGGAGAGCUAUUCAAGAAUAUUAGAAAGCUUGGCCUUCACAGUUAUGUCACGAAUAGAAGAUGUUCUCCUUGCAGAUUUUCUGACAAUAAAUCCAUCGAGCGGAGAACAGUGGUCCCCUUUGAAAGAGUCCCCACCAGUCACAGGGUUACUGAAGCUUCCUAGCACCAAAGAAGAAUUAGAGAAGCUGACCUCAAUAGAGGCACCCAAUUCAAUGACAUUGUUGGAUUUCAUGGGUUGGACUUUGGAUCAAGGAGAGAAUGAUGCGAAGCAGGAUUUAAAGGAUGACAAAUCCAAAGAUGCCAAUACAAAGAACCUCGUCAAACCGCCUAACAUUGUGACCAACAAGAGAGUUUCCUAUAUAGAAAGACUUGAGAACUUAGGUGGUUUAAGAAGUCCAACAGCACGCCACUAA